CCGGGGUGACGUCAUCGUGAUCCACAUCCACAGCAGCAGGAGGGGCGAGGUGGCCGCUGAUCCACCGGUAUCAUGGCUUCCUAAGAUUGGAGAGGAAAAAACAAACAAGGAUUUGUGUCGCAUGCCCGACAGAUUACCGCCCUUCCCAGCACCUUAGAUCGGGACCGAGGAGCUCGGCCUCCCUCCCAAGGAUUCAGGAUACACACUUUUUAUUUUUCCAAUCGGUGAAUUUCCAUUCGUGAGCCGCGGAAGAUGGCCGACCCGGCGGAGUGCACCAUCAAAGUGAUGUGCCGCUUCAGGCCCCUGAACAGCUCCGAGGUGGUCAGAGGCGACAGAUACAUCCCCAAGUUCCAAGGGGAAGAGGACGUUAUAAUCGCGAGCAAACCGUACAUGUACGACAAAGUGUUUCAGUCGAAUACGACACAGGAACAAGUGUACAAUGCCUGCGCCCAGAAAAUCGUAAAAGAUGUUCUGGAGGGAUACAAUGGGACAAUAUUUGCGUACGGGCAAACGUCAUCUGGCAAAACACACACCAUGGAGGGGAAUCUCCAUGACACAGAUGGAAUGGGCAUCAUCCCCAGGAUAGUUCAAGAUAUCUUCAACUAUAUCUAUUCCAUGGAUGAAAACUUGGAGUUUCAUAUCAAAGUUUCGUAUUUUGAAAUUUACUUAGACAAGAUCCGGGAUCUGUUGGAUGUGUCGAAGACCAAUUUGUCGGUGCACGAAGACAAAAACCGAGUACCGUACGUCAAGGGCUGCACGGAGAGAUUUGUCUGCAGCCCGGACGAGGUCAUGGAUACAAUCGAUGAAGGCAAAUCAAACCGACAUGUAGCGGUUACAAACAUGAACGAGCACAGCUCCAGGAGUCACAGUAUCUUCCUGAUAAACGUCAAACAGGAGAACACUCAGACGGAGCAUAAGCUCAGUGGCAAACUCUACCUGGUGGAUCUGGCCGGCAGUGAAAAGGUCAGUAAAACGGGGGCAGAGGGAGCUUUGCUGGAUGAAGCCAAAAACAUCAACAAAUCUCUGUCGUCUUUGGGAAACGUCAUCUCUGCUCUGGCUGAAGGAACGGCCUACAUCCCCUACAGAGACAGCAAGAUGACCCGUAUCCUGCAGGACUCGCUGGGUGGUAACUGUCGAACCACCAUCAUCAUCUGCUGCUCGCCGUCCUCCUACAACGAGUGCGAAACCAAAUCCACCCUCAUGUUCGGACAAAGAGCAAAGACCAUCAAGAACACCGUCACGGUGAACGUCGAGCUGACGGCAGAGCAGUGGAAGCAGAAAUAUGAGCGGGAGAAGGAGAAGAACAAGACCCUGAGGAACACCGUCACCUGGUUGGAGAACGAGCUCAACCGCUGGAGGAACGGGGAAAGUGUGCCAGCGGAUGAGCAGUUUGACAAGGAGAAGGCCAACGCCGAGGUGCAGGCCCUGGACAACAUCAUCAACGAGAAGCAGGCCUCCACGCCCAACGUGCCGGGGGUUCGCCUCACCGACGUGGAGAAGGACAAGUGUGAGGCCGAGGUGGCCAAGCUUUACAAACAGCUGGACGACAAGGACGAGGAAAUCAACCAGCAGAGCCAGCUGGCUGAGAAGCUGAAGCAACAGAUGCUGGACCAGGAUGAGCUUCUAGCCUCCUCCCGCCGCGAUCACGAGAAUCUUCAGGCGGAGCUGAACCGCCUGCAAGCGGAGAACGAGGCCUCCAAAGACGAGGUGAAGGAGGUGCUGCAGGCUCUGGAGGAGCUCGCCGUCAACUAUGACCAGAAGAGCCAGGAGGUGGAGGACAAGACCAAGGAGUUUGAGGCCAUCAGUGAGGAGCUCAGCCAGAAAUCGUCCAUCCUGUCGUCUCUGGACUCUGAGCUCCAGAAGCUGAAGGAGAUGUCCAACCACCAGAAGAAGAGGGUGACCGAGAUGAUGUCGUCACUGCUCAAAGACCUUGCCGAGAUUGGCAUCGCCGUGGGCAGCAACGACAUCAAGCAACACGAGGGCAGCGGCAUGAUAGAUGAGGAGUUCACCGUGGCCCGUCUCUACAUCAGUAAGAUGAAGUCAGAGGUGAAGACCAUGGCGAAGCGCUGCAAGCAGCUGGAGGGAACCCAGUCGGAGAGCAACAAGAAGAUGGACGAGAACGAGAAGGAGCUGGCCGCCUGCCAGCUGCGCAUCUCCCAGCAUGAGGCUAAAAUCAGGUCCCUGACUGAGUACCUGCAGAACGUGGAGCAGAAGAAGCGUCAGCUGGAGGAGAGCGUGGACUCUCUGAAUGAGGAAUUUGUCAAGCUCAGUGCUCAGGAGAAAGUCCACGCUAUGGAGAAAGAGAGUGAGAUCCAGACUGCCAAUGAAGUCAAGGAAGCCGUGGAUAAGCAGAUCCACUCCCACCGUGAAGCUCAUCACAAGCAGAUCAGCAGCCUGAGAGACGAGCUGGACAACAAGGAGAAACUCAUCACCGAGAUGCAGGAUCUGAACCAGAAGAUCAUGCUGGAGCAGGAGAGGCUGAGAGUGGAGCACGAGAAGCUCAAAUCCACCGACCAGGAGAAGAGCCGCAAGCUGCACGAGCUUACGGUGAUGCAGGACAGAAGGGAGCAGGCCAGACAGGACCUGAAGGGUCUGGAGGAGACAGUGGCCAAGGAGCUGCAGACGCUGCACAAUUUGAGGAAGCUCUUUGUCCAGGACUUGGCUACCAGAGUGAAAAAGAGCGCUGAGAUGGACUCGGACGACACAGGCGGCAGCGCAGCACAGAAACAGAAAAUUUCCUUUCUUGAGAACAAUCUUGAGCAGCUCACCAAGGUUCACAAACAGCUGGUACGUGAUAACGCAGACCUGCGCUGUGAGCUUCCGAAACUGGAAAAGCGUCUUCGUGCUACAGCUGAGCGGGUCAAGGCCCUGGAGUCUGCUCUGAAGGAGGCCAAGGAGAACGCAGCCCGCGACCGCAAGCGCUACCAGCAGGAAGUGGACCGCAUCAAGGAGGCCGUCAGGGCCAAGAACAUGGCCAGGAGGGGACACUCGGCCCAGAUCGCCAAGCCUAUCCGGCCCGGGCAGCAGCCAGUGGCGUCUCCCACCCACCCCAACAUCAACCGCAGUGGAGGAGGCUUUUACCAGAACAGCCAGACGGUGUCCAUCAGGGGAGGCAGCGGCAGCGCCGUCGGUGCCGUCGGCGCCAGCAGCAGCAGCAGCAGCAAGCCCGACAAGAACUGAGGAUCAACGGGAUCGAAGGACGACACCACUGAAGAAGCCAAUAUCACCCCCCCGCCCGCCCGCCCCGACAACACGUCAUUCCAUAACAGCGAACGGGCUCCUCGUCGCUGCUUUGGAGCCCCGAAGGAGUUUCUGAAUUAUAAAUAUAUAUAUAUAAAUAUUCCUGGCCUGUACAGCUCCAGCCCCCCACACCUCCACCCACUCCCUCACUCCCCAUUUCUCAUCGUGACUUAUCUCUUUUUCUCGUACUGGAUAUAAUAAAAAUAACGAUAUUAAUUUAAAAAAGAAAAGACAACGCAUUUAAUUUCCAAAAAGAAAGAUAAUAUUUGUAUCCACCAAACGCAGUCGCGACGGGCGAAGCCAGCGAACACCUCAAAUGUGUAACUUCGUUUUUGUUUUUGCACGUCGUCGUGCGAGUAGUUCUGCGCCGCGCCGUGCUGAAUGUAGCAAGAUCCCAAAAAAAAGAAAGAAGAUUAACGAGCUAAAAGGAAAAAAAACUAAAAAAAGGAGACCCUGCCACGAGAACUAGCGUGACCCUUUAGGCUAACCCCUGUACAUUUCAUCUUAUUGGUUGUGAACCACACUUUGUUCUCUGAAUAGAUUUUACAUGCCACUUUCUAGGGGAGAAAAACAAAAAAAUAACUACGAAAAAACUGUUUGGGUUUUGAAUUGAGAAGGUGGCGUCGAGCACUACUGUUCUGUCCACUCUUGUACAGAUGUAAAAUUAGCACUGUUGCACACGCCUCCCCGUAGAGAGCGAGAGAGAGAGGGAGGGGUGGUAGAGAGAGGGAGCGAGAGAGAUGUAUGGGAACAGCCGAGGGGAUGGACUACAGAGAAGGAUGAAAAAUUGAACAGUGCACUGUAUGUAUUUAACGAAAUACCCGCGGAGGCCACUUAUUUUAUCUUUAAGUUAAAAUGAAAUCUAUACUCGUUAUUGGUGACUUCAUAAGAAGGAUGUAAAGAAUGUAGGAAGGAAGGAAGGAAGGGGAUGAUCCGGUAAACACGACACACUUCCAGAAGUGUGCCCUUCUUUUUUCUUUUUUUUUUUAGCAUAGCCCGUGCUGCGUAGCUAAAUGUGCCGCUAUUACUUCUUUUCAUGUUGACGGGUGCCGUUUGUAUUUCUGCACAUUGGGGCACAUAGUCUGCAGGCAUGGAGACCGAGAAAAGCACACACACGAGGCUUGUCCUGUCCUAGCUGUCACUCACUCAUCUCCAAAACUGUGUUUCUUUUUUUGUUGUUGUCGUAACUGUUUGAUCCCUCGUAUCAUGAUUUCUUUUCAUGGGUGCCUCACCUCGCCUCUGUUUUUUUUUUGGGGGGGGGGGGUCUUACCUCCCUCUCACUCAGUUGUUGUUUCCACUAGAUUUAGGACCUGUGACUGUAUGUGCCCCUUUUUUUUUUUUGGGUUGUAAGUUUGCAGAAAACAAUGUGUUAUGCUGCGUUUUUAUGUACUGUAUCUCUUUCAUUGUUCCAUAGCUUUGUGUAGAUGCUUGAACCGGGGGUGGGGGGUCAGUCGGGUAGGACCCUCGCUGCUGAUCAGCCAGUCAGGAGAGCAGGGUGUCAAAUUGCACAACGAGGGGUUUUAUUUAACUAAAUCUAGUCGGGGGGGGGGGGGGGGUUUAGGAUUUAUUUAGUGUUUUAUUGUCUUUGUUGUGUUUUUAAUUCCCACCACAGCUUGUUUUUUUUGUUCUCUUUUUUUUUUUUUUUUUUUUUUAACCCUGCGAAGCCCCACGACAUCGGCAAAGAGCUCGUUGUGAUUGUAACCCCAGCGUGACCGCACUCACAUCUUGUGCAAGUGCAAUACACUGUAAAAAAAACAUACACUGUAUAUCAAUCGACUGGCAGGUGUGAUCACCCCUCCCCCUCCCCCUCCUUCUUUGUUGGCGUCUGAUCCGCUUACUGGCCCUCGGUGUAUUUUCUCAGCGAGGACUUCUGUCUUUGCUGUUUCGGGACUUUUCCUGGACCGCAUCCAGGAAAAGUAAGAGCAUUAGAUCUGCUCCCGUACUCCACGGUGGACUCCCCGAGUGACACUUUACUAUCUGUUGGAUUCGUAGAUGAAGACACAAGCUUUUUAGAACUACACUUUAAAGACACUUUCUCACUUCUACAUGUUUGGGUUAGACUCGUGGAAGAAAUCUAGUGUGAAAAGUGGGGAGGCGGGGUUAGAUUUUGGCUUUUAUCUGAAGAUAUCACACUAAUCUUGUAGCAGGAAAGUCUGGUUUAAUAGCACUUCUUCACGCUACCUGUAUUCAGAAAAACACUCCAUGUGGCUGUUUUUGUCUGGAGAGUAAUAGAAGCUUCCAACAUCCUGUAAAUGGAACCGUUUGUUGACGGCUAAUAAUUUAAGUGGUCAUAAUUAUUUUCUACAAGCUGCAGGGAGGCGUAGCUCCCCCGCAUCUAUGGCAGGACAGUGUUUGUGUGUCUCGAGAUGGUUUAUUCCCUCUGUGUAAUCUUCAAGAUUAGUUAAGACUUUGCAGCAUGGACCUCAACAUGUUUAUCCUUUGACCUUCUACCCAAACUGGACAUGAAAUGGGGAGAAAUAGUUCAUACAAAAAAAAAAAGAAACCAGCAAAGAAUAGUUGAGGUGCUAUCUAAAUUGGAUCUUGCAUUAAUUCUAAAAUUUGAAAAAAACAAAAGUGUAGCCACUUUUUUUAUUACUGUGUAAUAGUUGGUCUUUUCUUUUUUUUUUUUUUUUUUUAAGAGGACAGUUUUGAGGAUCCAUCAGUGGACAAGGUACUGGGUCAUUCCUGGAGAACUGUGGCACAAAUAGGGCUCUGAUAACGACUGAGAUGGGAAGUUCAUGAGAUCACAGUUUUGGAUUGAUUGCAUGAUGUAAAUGUAUGUGUGAUUAAAUAAUUAUGAGAAAACA
Molecule: messenger RNA, 6047 nt
Organism: Cyclopterus lumpus (lumpfish)
Lineage: Eukaryota; Metazoa; Chordata; Actinopteri; Perciformes; Cyclopteridae
Product: kinesin-1 heavy chain
Exons: 26
Coding region: 253-3180 (975 amino acids)
Biological process (GO): microtubule-based movement
Molecular function (GO): ATP binding; microtubule binding; microtubule motor activity
Source: RefSeq, a predicted model, not a curated record